Aegilops tauschii subsp. strangulata is the source of this 1482-nucleotide messenger RNA. RefSeq lists its product as uncharacterized. The record is from RefSeq and is a predicted model, not a curated record. Lineage: Eukaryota; Viridiplantae; Streptophyta; Magnoliopsida; Poales; Poaceae.
CAAUCCGUCGCGAACGCUACCUCCCCUCUCACUUCUCCCCUCCAACACUACGAAGCACCAUUUCACUCCUCACUUCUCUUCUCCCCCAAAUCUCUCUUCGCCCACGCGGCGGAGCCGCCGGCGACGGCGUGGAGGAGAUGAUGUUGGUAGCUGCCCAUGGAGGGGCCGCGCUGACGCGAUGAGGGCCCGACGGCCAGCCACGGAUCCAAACCAGAUCCAUGGAGCGACGGGCGGUGGCGCGAUGGCAGAGCUGUGCAGAGGGUGGAGGCGCAACCAUGGCGUCGUAUGCGAGGUCGGCGUGUGGGGUGGGGGAUCUGGGCGAGCUCCGCCGCCAUCUGCCACCGCCGCCGUCCCCGCCAACCCGCACGGCAGGAUCCCGAUCCCCGCUCCUCUUCCGCGUCUGUCGUCAAGGAGGAGCAGCGCCGGACGCUGGGAGGUCCAGUAGCCGGGGCCGCGGAGGAGCCGCGCCGGCCGCCGGUAGGUCCAGUAGUCGGGGCUGCGGAGGAGCCGCGCAGAGCGCCGGGAGGUCCAGACCAGAAGCCAUGGCCGCUGGUGCGUGUGUGCUAUUCCUGCCGCUGGUGCGUGUGUGCUGUUCCUGCCGCUUCCUGCCGCUAGUGAAUGCGGGUUGUUCCUGCUAUGGGGAAAGGCCCGUUGGGGCGAUGGAGAGAGGGCGUUCGCGCUGUUGGGAGCGAUGCUUAGUGUUCGGGCUGGGGCUCCUCUCGUCCCGAACUAAUUCGUUCGAUCGAUGCCCAGAUUCCUCCGGAACGAAUCGUUCGGUGUGGGGAGGUCCCAGACCGAACGUUCGGCCGUUAUCGGCGUCCUAUAUAUUUUUGAAAGGAAACCGAGCAAUAUCUCAUCAAAUAAAGUCAAAUGGAGCAACUUCCCUUUCGGGUGAAACUUUACGAGAGUAUCCAAGUCGCAAGACAGCUCGGGAGGGCACGGCCGAGGCAGCCGAGGUGACUGGGAGCUAUCUUGUGCGCUCCCGCACCCAGGCGACCAACAGGAGGUUGCGGGGUGGCCGGAGCAAUGGCUUGACUGCUUCGUGGGAGCGCUCAUGGUAGGUGCAGUCUACAUAGGGUCAGGGUCGGCAUGGGCGAGAGAAAGGGGUAGGGAAACCUUGGCAUCACAGAGUUCUCCCACAUUCCCGAAAUGAAAGAGAACUAACAAGGACACAACAAUUAUUAGCUCGAGCUCAAAAUGAGCCCGUAUAAACACUAAAAUCAUAAAAAAUGUUUUUUAAUCUGAUUUAUUUUUUCUAUGAAACAUUGACAAAAGUUUCGAGUGCUUGUAAAAUUUCAUCAUGAAAUCACAUUCUGGAAGUGGUGGUAAAAAAUAAACUAAUGCUCCAAAAAUGGUAUAGUCGAAAGCAUUUUUUUGCUGCGGCUUCCACGAAUGUCAUUUCAAAUUGAAUAUUUGCAGGCUGUUAAAACAUUUGUUAAAGUUUACCAUACAAUUUUUUAGAAUUCUUUGAAUGUUUUUUCA